GUCCGCGCUGACGUCACGCGCUGCCUUCUGCUGCUUGUGUGCGCGACACCGAGAAAAGAAGAAGAAAAAAAAAGUCACCGAAGAAACUACAGCGCGACUUUUCACCAGCUGCUCCCCUUCUGCGAGGCCAAACACCCCGAGGAUGGGCAACUGUCAACCCACCAUCGUGCCCUACGAGGACUUUGACGUCGUAGCCGACAUCAAGGCCAUCCGCAAGGCCUGCAAAGGCUUCGGAACCGAUGAGCAGGCCAUCAUCGACAUUCUGGCCAAUCGGAGCGCGGCUCAGCGGCAGGAAAUUAAAAACGCCUAUUUUGAAAAGUACGACGAUGAGUUGGUGGACGUGUUGAAGAAAGAGUUGUCGGGGAACUUUGAGAACGCCAUCCUCGCCAUGCUGGACCCGCCCGUCGUCUUCGCGGUGAAGGAGCUGAGGAAGGCCAUGAAGGGGGCGGGCACCGACGAAGACGUCCUGGUGGAGAUCCUCUGCACCGCCACCAACGACCACAUCGCCAUGUUCAAGGAAUGCUACUUUCAAGUGCACGAGCGCGACCUGGAAGCGGACAUCGAGGGAGACACGAGCGGCGACGUGAGAAACCUGCUCAUGGCUCUGUUGCAGGGCAACCGAGAUGAGAGCUACGAGGUGGACGAGGAGCUGGCAGAGCAAGACGCUACGUGCCUCUUUGAGGCCGGCGAGGGGAGUAUGGGAACAGACGAGUCCACUUUCACCUUCAUCCUGGCCUCCAGAAAUUACCUGCAGCUGCAGGCCACCUUCAAGAUAUACGAGCAGCUCUCUGGAAGCGAGAUCCUGGACACCAUCGAGAACGAGACCUCCGGGACACUGAAGAAAUGCUACACCGCUCUCGUGAGAGUCGCCAAGAACCCUCAGCUGUACUUCGCCCGGCGGCUCAACGACGCCAUGAAGGGAGCUGGGACCGACGAGGACACCCUCAUCCGCAUCAUCGUGUGCCGCUCCGAGUACGACUUGGAGACCAUCAAGGACAUGUACCUGGAGAAAUACGACGUGUCUCUGAAGGAGGCCCUGAAGGACGAGUGCGGCGGCGACUUCAAACGCCUCCUCCUGGCGAUCUGCCACUAAAGGUGUCGGUCGCAGACGGGGGCGCCGCUGUUGGAUCCCACCUCGGGUCUCUGCGUGGGACGCGGUGUGGCGAGCCGGAGGAUGCAAGUAACAGAAACAUCAACCUGGCGUUGCCGUGGAUUCAGGCGGGCGCUCUUUUUAAACUUUCCCACAGAUAUUAAUUAAUUACAACGUAAAUUCGCAUUGAACUGGAAUGUCUGUCAAUUACUGCCCAUUUCUUAGUCCACUCGAGCUCCAGUUCUAAACAUUUACCAGCAUUCAAGUGUAAGUCUGAGUUACUGUUAACAAGCACCAAGACUUUUACAUUUCCAGGAGCCCACUGAGUGGUGUCUGAUCAGGUGGUGCGAGCCUCGAUGGCGUAGUGACACUGUAGACAUGUUUGUACACCGUAGACAAAAAGUAAUCGCUCUCAUUUAAGUAUUAACCUGUUUUAGGUCAAUUAAUCCUUUAUCAGCAUCCAAGGUAUUUUCUAUAUCUUUCACCCUCCGUGCCCCAAACUCUGUGACUGUUAAAUUUCGACUACUGUUACAACUAAUGCAAUCAGUCCAUGUGGCUUGAAGUUUGUGCUUUAAAAUGAAGAAAUAGGAACGUUUGAAUCGAAGGAAUCUCGGUCGGCGUCAAGAAGGUUAUGAAAUGUUCGUAAGUGGAUGUUUAUGAUUCUGAUUCGCAGAAGAGAGGAGGAGGAAAAACUUGACAAAUCCAAACACACCUCAUGUGGUUAUAAAUGUUUUUCUUUUGUUCUUUACGACUAACACAGAGUUUUUAAUAUAUAUUAGUUAUAUUAUGUACCGUUUAGGCCAGUGGGUAUAUAUAUAUAUAUAUAUAUAUAUAAACCUGUAAGCAGUCAGGAUGAAGUAGUUUGAGUGUCUCCGUAAGGCAGCUGAGGGCGUUGGUUGGAGUCGUUUUAUUUGUCUCUCUAUAGCCAAAGAAUGUUAAUCUAACUGCAAAUAAAGUUCCCUAUAACAUCA
Pungitius pungitius (ninespine stickleback) is the source of this 2061-nucleotide messenger RNA. RefSeq names its product annexin A13 (gene anxa13). Gene Ontology annotation, molecular function: calcium-dependent phospholipid binding; calcium ion binding. The record is from RefSeq and is a predicted model, not a curated record. The transcript has 12 exons. Lineage: Eukaryota; Metazoa; Chordata; Actinopteri; Perciformes; Gasterosteidae. Gene Ontology annotation, cellular component: cytoplasm. The coding region runs from base 143 to 1093 and encodes 316 amino acids.